Messenger RNA from Rhinocladiella mackenziei CBS 650.93, 1599 nucleotides. RefSeq lists its product as uncharacterized. Gene Ontology annotation, cellular component: microtubule cytoskeleton; cell division site; septin ring. The transcript has 3 exons. NCBI's taxonomy places the organism in Eukaryota, Fungi, Ascomycota, Eurotiomycetes, Chaetothyriales, Herpotrichiellaceae. The coding region runs from base 1 to 1599 and encodes 532 amino acids. The record is from RefSeq and is a predicted model, not a curated record. Gene Ontology annotation, biological process: cytoskeleton-dependent cytokinesis. Gene Ontology annotation, molecular function: GTPase activity; molecular adaptor activity; GTP binding.
AUGACAACUCCCGCUCCUCUCUCUCGCAAUGAGUCGCAGGCCUCUAGCCGUCGAAGCACAAGUCUAGGAUCCCGACUUUUUCGAUCCAAAAGCGGAGAAGCCUUGGGUGAUCGAAAGAACUCUACCAGCCGCCUGAAAAAGAAACAAGGCGAGAUGGAUGAAGCCUCAAAAGUGACACAGUCUCCUCCGCGCCUUCCAGGUUAUACCCCGCAGCCAUUGGGCAUUCAGACAUUCGGUGGUGAAAAUUACAAUCCUCGUUUCUCGUCGAGAGAAUACACGAAUGGCGCAAGACAGCCUCCAGUACCUCCAUUGCCCGAGCACUUGGAAAAGGAGGUCGUGGAUCCGUACGCUCGAACUGAAAGCAUGACCCAUCGUGGCCGAUAUUCUUAUGCCAAUUCAACCGUUUCCACCCUUAAUUCCCCUCGACGAGUUCGACGUCGCAAAGAUCCCACCCCAUACAAUAUUCUAAUCAUUGGCGCUCGAAAUUCGGGCAAGACAUCUUUUCUCAACUUCCUCAAAAGUUCUCUCGCGCUCCCGCCGAGGAAGCAAUCGAAUCGAGCGCCAGACGACGAUACCCCGCCAUCUUCCGCGCGAGCGAAUCCCAACUUUGUCCACCAUUACCAAGAAAUUGAAGUUGACAAUGAGCGGAUCGGCUUGACACUGUGGGAUUCUCAAGGUCUGGAUAAAGGAGUCGUGGACCUCCAACUAAGAGACAUGAGCAACUUUGUGGAGAGCAAGUUUGACGACACCUUCAUUGAGGAGAUGAAGGUCGUUCGUGCCCCUGGCGUCAGAGACACUCACAUCCACUGUGUCUUCUUCAUUCUUGAUCCUUCCCGACUCGAUGCGAAUAUCAAUGCGUCGCAGGGACUCACCAAUGGAGUUGAGGGUGGUCGAAUUGGCAAGCCACCUCGAAUUGUGGGAGCCCUUGAUGAGGACUUUGACAUUCAAGUGAUGAAGACGCUUUCGGGAAAAACCACCGUCAUCCCGGUCAUCAGCAAGGCAGAUACCAUCACAACCGCCCACAUGUCGUUUCUCAAACAGAAAGUCAGCAGGAGUUUGAAAAAGGCCGGUCUCGAUCCUCUUGAGGCCUUAAGUUUUGAACCGGAAGAAUCAGAUGACGAGAGGCUUGACGAGCGGGACGAGGAUGAAAAUAGUAGUGCCGGUGAUUCAGAAAGCGGCGCGGCCUCACAGAAGAGCGACGACUCGGAGGCAAAUCAAACUCCCUCGAAUAUGAAACCACCGAUCGACCACAAAAAUCUUUCUAUCACUGAUCCUAUUCUUGAUAGUGGUUAUGUCCCUUGGUCAAUCAUCAGCCCGGACAAGUACUCUCUGGAAUCGAAGGACGGACCGCUUGGUCGGCAAUUCCCUUGGGGAUUUGCUGAUCCGUACAAUUCUGAUCAUUGUGAUUUCGUCAGACUGAAGGACGCGGUGUUUGGAGAAUGGCGAUCGGAGUUGCGAGAAGCAAGCCGCGAAGUGUUCUAUGAACGAUGGAGGACGAAUCGCCUUAAUCGUCGAGGCAUGAAGUCAAAUGGCCUACCAUCAGGACCGAGACAAAGUGGAGGUGGCAUACCGAUUCCCCUGCAACCUCGAAUGCGUUGA